Messenger RNA from Ostrinia nubilalis (European corn borer), 5574 nucleotides. RefSeq lists its product as uncharacterized. Bases 1 to 5574 code for a protein of 1857 amino acids. Gene Ontology annotation, biological process: DNA integration. Gene Ontology annotation, molecular function: nucleic acid binding. NCBI's taxonomy places the organism in Eukaryota, Metazoa, Arthropoda, Insecta, Lepidoptera, Crambidae. The record is from RefSeq and is a predicted model, not a curated record. The transcript has a single exon.
AUGUUCCGCACGCCGCCGCGGUGUACGUCUACGACAAUGGUCAAAACUCGCAGUGCACGAAAUAAUGAAUGCCCCAACAAUGGUACUAACAUCGGUGAGCAGGGCGACGAACAAGGGAAAGAGAAUGUGAUCGAACCUGGAACAAGCGGGGUCAAAGAGGAAAAUGUAAAACCCAGCACGUUACAAAAGUCUUCGGUAAAGUCGUCGCACAAAUCAAAAUCAAAGAUGGCGUCGUCCGCGAUAAAAGCUCAACAGAAGAAAUUGGAAUUGGAAGCGGCAAAGGAAAUGGCUCGCAUACAAAUGGAAUUGGUCCAGAAAAAGCUGGAGGCUGAUUUGGCUGCUGUGGAGGAACAGUACAGUUCAUGUUCAUCAAGAUGUGACGAAAGCGAGAGUAGAUACGAUGGUAGUAACGUGAAAGAAUGGAUGGAGCGCAGCCAGCGUGAAUUAGAGAGACAGAAAGCUAACAACGAUGGAAAUAACAAAGGCUAUCUGUUUCCUCCGCCGCCAGUUACUGACGGCACUGAAGGGCCCAUUCAGCAGUUGACAAGCGCGCUGAAGGCAUUGGUUGCCACAUCUGCACCCACAAAGAGUCACGACACUAAUCUACUGAGCCGUUUGAGCACCCCCGGGGAGCUGCCUCUGUUCUCUGGUGACUAUAUGGAAUGGCUAUCCUUCAAGAACGCAUAUGAAGAGUCCACAGCAGUAUGCAACUUCAGCGACAGAGAGAACUUGUGGCGUUUAAGGAAAUGUCUGCGGGGUCCUGCGAAAGAAGCAGUCACGGCCUUGUUGAUCAGCACCACGUCGCCUGCAAUAGUGAUGUCUACCCUAGAGUUGCAAUUUGGAAAUCCAGAUUUGAUAGUAACAAGAAUAUUGCAAGAUGUCAAGAAACUUUCACCGUUGCCACAAGAAUAUCAUAGAGACAUAGUAUCAUUUUCUAUCAAAGUGAAGAACUUUGUUGUUUCCGUGCAAGAACUAAAGCGUGAAGAAUAUCUACAUGGAAUAGAAGUGGUAAACUUGAUAUUGGCUAAACUACCAACUGUAUUGCUGUCAAAGUGGGUGGACUAUAGUUACCCGCUCAUAUCUGAGAGAAAGAAACCUAGGCUCAAUAUAUUAUCAGACUUUCUAAAUACUGAAGCUGUCAAAACAUCUACAUGCAGUGCAAACUUAAUGAACAUUCGGUGUGACUACAAACGAAAACUUUAUGGUGAUCAAGGCUGUGAACGCACGCAGACUGUUUUGGUGCAGAGUGACAACGAACGUAGUGACACAUGUCGUUUUUGUCGGGGAUCUAAGCACGAUCUAACAGACUGUAGAAAAUUCAAAAAAUCACUACGCAAAGAUCGCUGGUUUUUUGUGAGGCGUUCCGGUUUGUGCUAUAAAUGCCUAAUCUCGCGACACGAAAGGCAAACUUGCCCCGCUACAGUGUGUGACGUAGCCGGCUGCGGGCAACCGCACCACCGCCUGCUGCACUACACCCCGAGCGCGCGCCCGCACGACGCGGCGCCCGCGCGAGCCGGGGGCGACGCGCCACCGGCCGCAGAGACUGAAACCAGUGCCCAAAGUGAAGCAGUUACUCAUAUUAACACAAACAACUGUUCGGUGUUACUGAAGGUGGUUCCUGUGAACAUUCAUGGACCUAAUGGUGUGUUUAAAGCGUGUGCUCUACUCGAUGACGGCUCCACUGUCUCAAUUAUGAGUUCUGCUCUUGCGGAGCGCGCAGGUAUACGCGGCCGUAAGCAAUCCAUGCGAGUGCGCGGUGCGUGGGACAAUACCGAGCUAGUUUGUGAGACAGAACUAUUGGACUUGACAUUAUCUAAUAAACAUGGCGAGAAAUUCGAUCUUCAAGUGCGUAGCGUGGACGAGCUUAAUUUACCGAAACAAGACUUAAGCAUAGUACAUUGUGGAAAUUAUGGUCACUUACUUGAACUCGAAAGUGAAUUGUGUUGCGCCUCCCUAAAACCAGAGGUGUUAAUCGGUCAGGACAAUUAUCAUCUACUCGUACCUUUGGACGUGGUCGCAGGGGGCCCCGCCGAGCCGUGUGCUACCCGCACGCCGCUGGGGUGGUGCGUGCACGGCCGCGUGCCGCGUGCGCUCUCGGCGCGCGCUCCGCACGCCACGCUCUUCAUCACCGACGCCGCCGUGCACACCGAUGACAACAGUCUCCGCGAACUUCACGACGACGUUCACAACUUCUUCUCCAUCGAGUCUAUGGGAGUCUCCGCUGCUAAACCCCGCCAGAAUGCAGAAGAUCUACGCGCCUGGAACCGUUUGGAAGAGACCGCCACACUUAUCGACGGCAGAUGGCACGUCGGGCUACCCUGGAAAGACAAAGAUUGUGUGCUAACUGAUUCACUGCCGUUAGCUAUGGCUAGACUCAAGCAUGUUGAAUUGAAGAUGAGGAGAAGUAGAGAAUACGCCGAGAGGUACCACGAGCGCCUGCAACACCUGCUACAAAACGACUAUGCAAAAGAGCUUGAAACUGAUAAAACUUUAAACAAGACAUGGUACUUACCUCAUUUUGGCGUUGACAACCCAAACAAAAAGAAAUUACGUUUGGUGUAUGAUGCUGCUGCUAAGACCGGUGGUUUGUCCCUCAACGACUAUCUUCUUAAAGGGCCCGAUCUGUUAAUGUCACUAUUUGGAAUAAUGUUGCGGUUCCGUGAGAAUAAGAUAGCCGUAACAGCUGACAUCAAAGACAUGUUUUUGCGUGUGAAAAUUCGCCCUGAAGAUCAAGAUGCACUGAGAUUUAUUUAUAGAGGAGACCCCACUAAAGCUUUUAGCCCAGAGAUGUUAAAAGAGCCACUAAAAACAUUUGUCAUGACGUCAUUAAUUUUUGGCGCUAACUGUUCGCCGUUCAUCGCACAAUAUGUAAAAAACAAGAACGCGGAUCGCUUCGAGUCUACUAUGCCAGCCGCAGUCAAGGCGAUACAUACUCAGCACUACAUGGACGAUUAUGUUGACAGCGUACCUGAUGAUCAAACAGCUGUUCAACUGGCGAGAGAUAUUAUGUACAUUCAUCUGCAAGGAGGCUUCGAGUUGUGCGGCUGGAAUAGCAACAGCAAGAUCUUGCUGGACAGCGUGCCAACACAAUCCCUUGGGAACACAGCAGUAAGGUUCAAAUCGGGUCAGCAAACUGAUGGUGAUCGAACGCUUGGGCUUUUGUGGCACACUGAAGAUGACACACUACGAUUUGAUGUAUCGUUCAAGAAGAUACCGGAGAACAUUCUAAAUGGAGAAAAAAAGGUGCCAACUAAAAGAGAGAUGCUACGAGUAGUUAUGACUAUUUUCGACGUGUAUGGUUUUUUAUCUCCGGUGACACUUAACGGAAAAUUAAUUCUACAAGAGACAUGGCAAUUAAAGAUCAGCUGGGAUGAUCCUGUCAGUGAUGACAUAUUCACGAAGUGGCUCAAAUGGAUUGAAUUAUUGAAGACAUUACAUGACGUAAAAUUCCCUCGGUAUUAUUUAGCUGCUUCUAUGCCUACGUCGUUUACCACGCCUGAGAGCACGAGUUAUAAAGACCUACAGUUGCAUGUGUUCUGCGACGCGUCUUCGCAAGCAUUUUGUGCUGUAGCAUACUGGAGAUGGAUAGAUGACGAUUCAAAUGUUUACGUUGCAUUUAUAGCAAGCAAAUGCCGGGUGGCGGGAAAUAAGGCAACGACAAUACCCAGAUUAGAGCUGCAAGCGGCUGUUUUAGCGACCAGAUUGGCUGAUUCAAUCACUAAAGAACACAGAAUGAGUGCCGAACGGCGGGUGUUUUGGAGUGACUCCACGACGGUACUACAUUGGAUUAGAAACGACGCUCGUGACUACAAUACUUACGUUGCAAAUCGCUUGGGGGAGAUAGAUGAGCUCACACAUGCUAGCGAGUGGCGUUACGUACCUACCAAGUUGAAUGUCGCCGACAUAGCUACCAGGGAAAACUACGAUAUUUCGGCUCUGCAAGGUGAAUGGUUUAAUGGGCCUACCUUUUUGCACAAAGACGUUGAUGAGUGGCCACUAGAUGUCGUUAACCUGGAAAAUGAAAAUAACAAAUUAGAAAUUAUUACUGUCAUACAAACGGAAGAAAACUUACCUGUGCCGGAACCUACUAGAUUUUCUUCGUGGUUACGUUUGGUCAGAUCAACAGUACGAGUACUUACCUUUAUUGACAGUUUGAUGAUGAUCUUAAAAGAUAAAUAUAAAGACAGAGGUUAUACUUACAGAACGGAUGAUGAUGACAUUAUGGAAAGAGCAGAGUGUUUACUUCUUCGCUACUCGCAGAAUCAGUCAUUCAGCAGAGAGAUUAGUUCACUUCAAGCCUGUAAAACAAUACCCACCACUAGUAAAAUACUUAACCUGUCGCCUUACCUCGAUGAACACGGAGUCCUGCGCGCUGCUGGCCGCAUCGACGCUGCUACCGACGUGCUACCUGAAAUGAAAAGACCGAUUAUUUUGGAUGGGCAAAAUUAUGUCGCUCGUUUGAUCGUCAGACAUUACCAUAUCAAAGCGGCUCACGGCAACCAAGAAAUGGUGGUCAACGAACUGAAGCAAAAAUUUCAUAUAAUCAGAGUACGACCAACAGUUAAGAAUGUAGUGAAGAAAUGCAUGUUAUGUAGAAUGAGGAAAUGUAAACCAGAAAUACCAAGAAUCGGUGACUUACCUUAUGCUAGAAUGGCACAUAACCAUCGUCCCUUCAGCUUCUGCGGUCUUGAUCUGUUCGGUCCGAUGGAGGUCACGGUUGGAAGACGUCACGAACGAAGAUAUGGAGUUCUAUUCACUUGUCUCACUGUAAGGGCGGUACACAUAGAGACAGUGCCCACACUAUCUACCGACUCUUUGAUCAUGGCGCUCCGACGGAUGUCCGCGAGGCGAGGAUGGCCCCGACAUCUUUUCUCAGACAAUGGUACAAAUUUAAGAGGAGCUGACACCGAGCUUAAAAAGUCGAUACUUGACAUGGAUAAGAAGGCACUGACCGAUGAGGCUUCUAACUAUGGAACUAAGUGGACCUUCAUCCCUCCAGUCAGCCCGCACUGGGGUGGGGCUUGGGAACGCCUCAUCCGGAGCGUGAAAACCUCGCUACAUGUAAUACUCAAGGAGAGAGCUCCCCGCGAAGAGACUUUGAGCACGCUUUUAGCAGAGGUUGAGAACAUUGUAAAUAGUAGACCGCUGACUCAUGUUUCAGUAGAACCAGGCAGCAUGGAAACACUGACGCCUAACCAUUUUUUAAUAGGUUCAUCUUCCAACAUGCCACAGAUUGGCGCAUUUGAUAAUUCCGAUUUAUUUCUAAGGAAACAAUGGCGUAUCUCACAACGGCUAGCAGAUAUGUUUUGGAGUAGAUGGUUGAAAGAAGUACUUCCCGACUUGUUGCCACGAAACAAAUGGAACCAGGAACAGAAACCCCUGCAAGUGGGAGAUCUGGUGCUGAUAGUGGAAACAAAUGGGCCCAGAAAUAUAUGGCCAAAGGGCCUAAUUGAGGAGGUCUGUCCAGGCAGAGAUGGCAGAGUCCGGGUAGUCAAAAUAAGGACAGUAUCCGGGGUCCUUACACGUUCUGCUAAUCGCGUCGCUCGCAUUCCUCUGAGCAGAGAGUGCUGCUAG